AAUGCGAGCGUCGUGGUGGUGAACCGAUUGGAUUGCAGUGCCGUUUCAAACCCGAUGUUUACAUGCUCUCUAUUUUGCUAACAUUUGGUACCUUUACGCUCACAUAUGGACUAAAUAUGUUUCGCAGAACGCCAUAUUUUGGCUCUACGGGUUUGUUAAUUGUACUUUAUUCGAUCAACGCAUUUGCUCAAUAAAU
This is a messenger RNA of Gongylonema pulchrum, 196 nucleotides long. The record is from the annotation of a GenBank genome assembly. Lineage: Eukaryota; Metazoa; Nematoda; Chromadorea; Rhabditida; Gongylonematidae.